Messenger RNA from Staurois parvus, 1499 nucleotides. The record is from the annotation of a GenBank genome assembly. Lineage: Eukaryota; Metazoa; Chordata; Amphibia; Anura; Ranidae.
CCUGAAGUACAUGGUGAAGCAACUAGAGAAUGGAGAGGUCAACAUUGUGGAACUGAAAAAAAAACUUGGAGUACACUGCCUCAUUGCUGGAAGCUGUAUAUAUUGAUGAGACACGACAAAUCCUAGACACAGAGGAUGAACUUCAAGAAAUUCGCUCAGAUGCUGUACCCUCUGAGGUCAGAGACUGGCUGGCUUCUACAUUUACACAGCAAACGCGGUCCACAGGUCGACGGUCUGAGGAAAAGCCAAGGUUCCGCAGCAUUGUACAUGCUGUACAGGCAGGCAUUUUUGUGGAGAGAAUGUUUCGAAGGACGUAUACAGCAGUUGGACCAAAUUAUUCUGCAGCUAUUGUUAACAGUUUAAAGCAUCUGGACUUGUGGGACUUUGAUGUAUUUGUGCUGAAUAGAGUCAGUGAAGAUCAUGCAUUGAAAACCAUUGUGUUUGAACUUCUCACUAGACACAACCUGAACAGUCGCUUUAAGAUUCCCGUUGCGUUUUUAAUGAGUUUUCUGGAUUCCCUGGAGAGUGGCUAUGGAAAGUAUAAGAAUCCUUACCAUAACCAGAUCCAUGCAGCAGACGUGACACAGACAGUUCACUGCUUCCUUUUACGUACAGGCAUGGUGCACUGCCUGAAUGAGAUUGAGAUCCUGGCAAUUAUAUUUGCAGCUGCCAUCCAUGAUUUUGAACACACAGGUACAACGAAUAGCUUCCACAUCCAGACAAAGUCAGACUGUGCUAUCUUGUACAAUGACAGAUCAGUACUUGAAAACCACCAUGUAAGUGCAGUAUAUCGAAUUAUGCAAGAUGAUGAAAUGAACAUAUUUGUGAAUCUCACCAAAGAUGAGUUCACGGAGUUAAGGUCUCUUGUUAUUGAGAUGGUCUUGGCCACAGACAUGUCUUGUCACUUCCAACAAGUGAAAACAAUGAAAAGCUCCCUACAGUCCCUGGAGAACACUGACAAAUCAAAGGCACUAUCUUUACUACUCCAUGCAGCUGAUAUUAGCCACCCUACAAAGCAGUGGAAGGUGCAUGCCCGAUGGACCAAAGCUCUAAUGGAGGAGUUCUUUCGACAGGGUGACAAAGAGGCUGAAAUGGGGUUGCCAUUCUCUCCACUUUGUGACCGCAAAUCCACAUUGGUAGCUCAGUCUCAAAUAGGUUUCAUUGAGUUUAUUGUCGACCCAACAUUUUCAGUGCUGACUGAUGUGGCUCAAAAGAUUGUUCUUCCAUUAGUAGAAGAGGGCAGCAAAACUAAACCAGCUCCUCCGGUCAACCAGUCCAGCUCUCAGUGGAGACAACCAUCGCUAGAUGAACAGGCUGAAUUGGGUGAUAUUAAUGCUGACCUGAACAGCUUCCGAUCAACAUGGACCAAGUAUAUCCAGGAGAAUAAGCAGAAGUGGAAAGAAAGAGCAGCAAGUGGAAUCACGAACCAAACAUCUGUGGAUGAGCUUUCGCCCUGUGAGGAAGAGCAUAGCACAGAGGAAAAUGGUAACCUGGACUAG